Sphenostylis stenocarpa is the source of this 576-nucleotide messenger RNA. The record is from the annotation of a GenBank genome assembly. Lineage: Eukaryota; Viridiplantae; Streptophyta; Magnoliopsida; Fabales; Fabaceae.
AUGGCUGCCUCAUCGUACGCUAUGCAAUCAAUCCUGGCUAACCCUAUGAUCAGCAUAUCCAGCGGGUCGAGGGUGAACCACUUUGGUAUUCCUGCUAUGUACAGGAGAAGGAAUGUUAGCCUGAGAGUUAGGUCCAUGGCUGAGGAUGACCAACAGAGUGAGCCAGCAACCCCAGUUACACCACCAUCAGUAGAACCCGUGCAACAACCAGCCUCUACUCGUUCACCAAAGGUGAGCACCAAGUUCUCAGAUGUGUUGGCAUUCAGUGGGCCAGCGCCUGAGAGAAUCAAUGGAAGGCUGGCCAUGAUUGGGUUUGUAUCUGCAAUAGCAGUGGAAGUAGCCAAAGGGCAGGGUGUCUUUGAGCAAAUAUCCGAUGGUGGCAUUCCAUGGUUCUUGGGUACAAGUGUGGUUCUUACCCUUGCUUCCUUGAUUCCACUCUUCCAAGGUGUCAGUGUGGAGUCUAAGUCUAAAGGGUUUAUGUCCUCAGAUGCAGAACUAUGGAAUGGGAGAUUUGCUAUGUUGGGUUUGAUAGCCCUGGCUUUUACCGAGUAUGUCAAGGGAGGUACCCUGGUGUAA